CUCUAUCUUCUGCCUCUUCCUCUAUAUGCUUCCACUCUUUCAUUGAGUCGUGUUCUUGUUCUUGUUCUUGUUGUUUUACGUCGUUUGAUCUAAUUUGUUCGUGAAAAUGCCUGCGGUUGGUGGAAUGCUCCCCGGGGACGGAAAAAAAGAGUACCCGGGAAAUCUUACUCCCUUUGUAAUGGUAACAUGCAUUGUUGCUGCAAUGGGUGGCUUGAUUUUCGGAUACGAUAUUGGAAUUUCAGGUGGUGUGACGUCGAUGGACUCUUUUUUGGAGGAGUUUUUUCCGAAAGUGUACCGGAAAAAGAAUCUUAUGGCCACCAAAAACCAGUACUGUAAAUACGACAGUCCAACGUUGACGAUGUUCACCUCGUCCUUGUACUUGGCGGCACUGCUUGCAUCAAUAGUGGCGUCCACGGUGACACGUAAGUUCGGUCGGAGAUUGUCGAUGCUUUUCGGCGGCGUGUUGUUCUGCAGCGGUGCCAUCAUUAAUGGCUUUGCUAAAGCCGUUUGGAUGCUGAUUCUUGGUCGGGUUUUACUCGGUUUUGGUAUUGGAUUUACCAACCAGUCGGUGCCACUCUACCUUUCCGAAAUGGCUCCGUACAGAUUCAGAGGUGCUUUGAACAUAGGCUUUCAAUUGUCCAUCACGGUCGGCAUCCUCAUAGCUAAUGUUCUAAAUUACUUCUUCGCAAAGAUCAAGGGUGGUUGGGGAUGGCGGUUGAGCUUGGGUGGGGCCAUGGUCCCAGCCCUGAUAAUCACAAUCGGCUCACUGGUUCUCCCCGACACUCCAAAUUCAAUGAUCGAAAGAGGCCAACACGAGGAAGCCAAAAAGAAGCUUCAAAGAGUCCGCGGGGUGGAGGACGUGGAAGAGGAAUUUCAAGAUUUGGUUGCAGCCAGUCAAGCCUCGAAAACGGUCGAACACCCAUGGACCAAUUUGCUGCAGAGGAAAUACAGACCCCAUCUCACAAUGGCCAUUCUAAUUCCGUUCUUCCAGCAGCUCACCGGCAUCAAUGUCAUCAUGUUCUACGCUCCUGUCUUGUUCAACACCAUUGGAUUCAAAACAAAUGCGUCUUUAAUGUCCGCUGUAAUCACUGGCUCUGUUAACGUAGCCGCCACAAUCGUUUCAAUUUACGGCGUGGAUAAAUGGGGGAGGAGGUUCCUGUUCCUCGAGGGCGGAAUUCAAAUGUUGAUAUGUCAGGCUGUUGUAACGGCGGCAAUUGCGGCGAAGUUCGGAGUGAGUGGAAUUGCAGAGGAUCUGCCGCAGUGGUAUGCGAUAGUGGUGGUGCUGUUCAUAUGCAUUUAUGUGGCAGGAUUUGCUUGGUCGUGGGGGCCUCUGGGUUGGCUUGUUCCAAGUGAAAUCUUCCCACUGGAAAUUCGAUCGGCUGCUCAGAGUAUGAAUGUGUCGGUGAACAUGAUCUUCACGUUUGCAGUAGCGCAGGUGUUCUUGAUGAUGCUCUGCCACCUGAAGUUCGGGCUGUUCAUUUUCUUCGCGUUCUUCGUGUGUAUCAUGACGGUGUUCAUCUACUUCUUCUUGCCGGAAACGAAGGGCAUUCCGAUCGAAGAAAUGGGGAAGGUUUGGAAGACGCAUUGGUAUUGGUCCCGAUUCGUGACGGAUAGUGAGUAUCAUAUUGGAGCAUUGGAGAUGGGGAAAGGGGGACAGGCGGACAGGAAGUGAAUUAAUUAAUAGAACAGUGUGUUUAAUUUGUUAUAAUUUUUGUGUCGGGAAAGGCGUGAUAGUAAUAGCUUAUGUGUCUCAUUGUAUCGAUACCCUCUAUUCUACCAACAUUAAAAACAAAGUUUCAUUCCUUUUCCGAUACCA
Messenger RNA from Cucurbita pepo subsp. pepo (vegetable marrow), 1816 nucleotides. RefSeq names its product sugar carrier protein C. Lineage: Eukaryota; Viridiplantae; Streptophyta; Magnoliopsida; Cucurbitales; Cucurbitaceae. Gene Ontology annotation, cellular component: membrane. Gene Ontology annotation, molecular function: monosaccharide transmembrane transporter activity. The record is from RefSeq and is a predicted model, not a curated record. Gene Ontology annotation, biological process: monosaccharide transmembrane transport.